Molecule: messenger RNA, 3982 nt
Organism: Hemiscyllium ocellatum (epaulette shark)
Lineage: Eukaryota; Metazoa; Chordata; Chondrichthyes; Orectolobiformes; Hemiscylliidae
Product: frizzled-1-like
Exons: 1
Coding region: 353-2053 (566 amino acids)
Biological process (GO): non-canonical Wnt signaling pathway; canonical Wnt signaling pathway
Cellular component (GO): plasma membrane
Molecular function (GO): Wnt-protein binding; Wnt receptor activity
Source: RefSeq, a predicted model, not a curated record
GCAGGGUCCCGAGCCGGUUUCAAGGCGCCUCUUGCCGUGAUUGCGCAGAACCAGGCGGCUAGGGGCUCCUAGAAACAGGCGGCAGGGAGCUGAUGGAGUGACACAAAUGGACAGUGGAGUCGGCGCUGGGUUGCUGCUCGGCUCGGGGCUGUUUUUAUUUUGGCAUCCGAAUCGUUUCCAGUGUAAAAUCACAUCCUUGCCCCCCCCCCCCCCCAAACGUAAGUGCUCAACAUUGUUUUUCUUUUUUUUAAAAAAAACAAGGACAACAAACAAAACUUCUGUGUAUUUCAUGCCGUAGGAUCAUUUCCUGCCUCGAAGUAGUUUGAAGAGAGAGAAAGAGCGAGGGAAAAGUAUGGCUGUGAGUAAUUGUUUCCAUCUGGAUCCGUGCAAACUUGCGUGCGCUCGGUGGCUGUUUGUGCUUCAUCUGUUCCUCCUUGGACCGGGACCCGUGCGGCCACAGGGACAGUACAAUAGCGAGAGGGGCAUCUCCAUCCCGGACCAUGGCUUUUGCCAGCCCAUCUCGAUCCCCCUGUGCACCGACAUCGCCUACAACCAGACCAUCAUGCCGAACCUGUUGGGGCACACGAAUCAGGAAGACGCGGGCCUGGAGGUGCACCAGUUUUACCCGCUGGUGAAAGUGCAGUGCUCGCCCGAGCUGAAGUUUUUCCUGUGCUCCAUGUACGCGCCGGUGUGCACGGUGCUGGAGCAGGCGAUCCCCCCGUGCCGGUCGCUGUGUGAGCGGGCCAGGCAGGGCUGCGAGGCGCUCAUGAACAAAUUUGGCUUCCAGUGGCCCGAGAGCCUGCGCUGCGAGAACUUCCCCGUGCACGGAUCUAUCGACUUGUGCGUGGGGCAGAACAACACCGAGAGGGGCAGCCCGACCCUGGACCCCACUGAGUCGCUGCCGAACGCCGGCACCAUCUACCCCCGGGGCUACCCGGGCCGGCAGCAGUUCACCUGCCCGCGGGUGCUCAAAGUGCCCAGCUACCUGAACUACCACUUCCUGGGCGAGAAGGAUUGCGGGGCGCCGUGCGAGCCGUCCCGCACCAACGGCCUGAUGUACUUCAGCGAGGAGGAGCUGAAGUUCUCGCGGAUCUGGAUCGGGAUCUGGUCGGUGCUGUGCUGCGCCUCCACCCUGUUCACGGUGCUCACCUACCUGGUGGACAUGCAGCGGUUCAGCUACCCGGAGCGGCCCAUCAUCUUCCUGUCGGGCUGCUACACCAUGGUGGCGAUCGCCUACAUCGCGGGCUUCCUGCUGGAGGAGAGGGUGGUCUGCAACGACCGGUUCGCCGAGGACGGCUACAGGACGGUGGCGCAGGGCACCAAGAAGGAAGGCUGCACCAUUCUCUUCAUGAUGCUCUACUUCUUCAGCAUGGCCAGCUCGAUCUGGUGGGUGAUCCUGUCGCUCACCUGGUUCCUGGCGGCGGGAAUGAAGUGGGGCCAUGAGGCGAUCGAGGCCAACUCGCAGUACUUCCACUUGGCGGCCUGGGCCGUGCCGGCCAUCAAGACCAUCACCAUCCUGGCGGUGGGCCAGGUGGACGGCGACGUGCUCAGCGGGGUCUGCUUCGUGGGCCUCAACAACGUGGACGCGCUGCGCGGCUUCGUGCUGGCGCCGCUGUUCGUCUACCUGUUCAUCGGCACCUCCUUCCUGCUGGCCGGCUUCGUGUCCCUGUUCCGCAUCCGCACCAUCAUGAAGCACGACGGCACCAAGACCGAGAAGCUGGAGAAACUGAUGGUGCGCAUCGGCAUCUUCAGCGUGCUCUACACCGUGCCCGCCACCAUCGUCAUCGCCUGCUACUUCUACGAGCAGGCUUUCCGCCAGCAGUGGGAGAAGAGUUGGGUCAACCAAGCCUGCAAAAGUUACGCCAUCCCGUGCCCCCACAGCGAGCAGCCCCACAUGAGGCCGGACUUCACCGUCUACAUGAUCAAAUACCUCAUGACACUGAUCGUGGGCAUCACCUCAGGCUUUUGGAUCUGGUCUGGUAAGACUUUACACUCGUGGCGCAAGUUCUACACUAGACUCACAAACAGUAAGCACGGCGAGACCACAGUGUGAAAGCAAAAGGACAUUUUUAUUGCAGAAGAAAACAAAACAUUCCUCCCUCCAAGACGGUGGGAGAUUAUACACACACACACAAAGUCCUGGCUUUGAGAUAUGACCGACUGUACGUUGUAAAUAGCAUCUGUAAGAUUUUUUUUGUAAUUAUAUAUUUGUAUUUAAAAUAUCACCUCCAGAGGUGUAUCUUGUUUCCUCAAUGUGUGGAGGAUUUUUUAAAAAUUCUUGAUUCGAAGGGGGGGAGGGGAGGAGGCACUGGUUGUUUCAGUGCUCGGAAACCAAGGAUUGUCGUAACUCAACUUGUAGUCGAAAGUCGAGACGGAACUGCAAAUGAGUCAGACUCGCAAGUUAAUCCUGGUGCCUGCCAACUCGCAUGUCUGAAUGCUGAACUUUUCGAGACAUAAAUUGGACCCGGAGGCAAAUGGGACGAUUAGUUUUACUCUGGAAUGAAAGGCGUCCCUUGGGUCCUAACGCCAAGCAAGUAAAUAUCGCUAUUUGUUACACAACUUCAGAACAAUUGAAUCGAGGGCGAGUGUACAUAAGACCUGAUAAAACGGUGGCUUUAUGCAUUAUCUUUACCUAUGGACGCCAAGGUUCAACUUAGCAUGAUCUCACCUGAUGGGUGCCCUGCUUCCAAAUAAUAAAUUAAUUAAUAUUUGGCUGUUUUAGUCUUGAAUAUUAAUCUACCCGUAAAUUGAUUUAUACAUGAAUAUGCUGGAUCAAAAUUUAACUGAAAAUUUUCAGGGCAUACGAGCACUUAACUUUCUUAUUUAUUUUGAUUAUUUCCUCAUUAUUGUCAGUAAGUUCAAUGCCUGGUGUAUUAGGAAAAAUCUCUCCAUUAUUAUGUUAAUUUAGUGAUAGUGAAAUAUCACCCUCAAUACAAGUUUGCUGUUAAUUGUUUUGACGUGACUUUGUCUUAACAUUUUUUUGGGAGAUGAAAAACAGCUUUUGUGUAAGGUCUCUGAAAGAAAUUGUUUAAAAUCCCAGAAAACUGGUGGCACCAUUUAUAUUCAACUGCACUGAACAGUUGAACAAGCAAAAUUAAUAUUCUUGAUAAAACCUUUUUUUUAGAAAGCAGGGGGAUAGUAAGCUCAGGAUCAUGUGAGCAGAAUUGAGCAGGUUGAGCUGAGAGUAAUGUUAGAAACCAGACAUGGUGUUGGUAUGGGUGGAGCAUUGACUCAGUCAAUGUUUUAUUAGUGCUGAGAAGAACCUAUUUCCAUUCUAUUCCAAGUGAGUGGUCCAGAAAUCAAAUGAUGUGUAGAAGUAAUCUGUAGUAAACACAUCACAUUUAAUCCAUUGAUUGAAACAUGGGCCAUUUCUCUCUGAAAAUGGCAAGAGCCUUUCCCUUUUUCAUUGUACUAUAUUACAAGCAUUUUAGUACAAGCAUUUUAAAAACACCAUAACUGCACCUCCAGGCAUUUUUAUUGUAUGCAUUUUAAAUGAUUUGCAUGAAAGUCAUGAAAUAAUGAAUAGGAGUCUGUAGCCAUAACAUCAUACAAGCCUGUACACAUGGUUGAAAUUUGUUUAUUGGCUUCAAAUCCCUGAUGAGCGAAAAAAUGUCUGAACUUGGUAUUCAUUUAUUUUUGUUCACCAUUACAGAAUCCUUUAUAUUUAUAGAGCAAUAGAAAAGUUUAUAUAUUCCAUAUUUUUAAUUUCUUUGAAAUAAAACUUCCAAUUUUUUGUACAAAAUUAAAUUGAGUCUGCCUUUACAGAAGUUUGCGUGCUUUUCUUAAAAAAACACACACACUGUGCAGCAUGGUUUUAAUUUUUUUUGGUGGGUGGGAACAGAAUGCUCCUUGGCUUGCUGUUGGGAAAUGUUUUCGUAGCUAUGUUUUCAUUUACGUAUCUGCUCUUUGAAACCAGAAUAGAUAAAUAGUAUUUUUGAUUAUAAUGUUGUAUUGUUUCUUGUAAAAUAUUUUAUCAGUUAAA